CGUCCAUCCAAUCGACAGACCCGCCCCUCCACGUUGUUGCCUGGAGGGGGACGCCGUCUUCCUCGCUCCAACAUCUUUACUUCCGUUUGGUUGACAGAUGAUCCGGAAGUUUAAGAGAAUAUGUGGCUUGCGCUCCAAAUUUUGGCCGUACAGCAUUUUGUCUUACAACAGGCAUCUGUCCACUUUUUACUCACUAAAGCCUUACACCGUAUGUCCUAUGUUUCUUGAGUUUAAACGCACUGCGGAAUAUGCUUGCCUUUCUCGUUUGGAAUCGUAUCCCGGAAGUGAAACCCUGAGUCAUCGGAAGUGAUUGGGAGUGAGCGAACAGCCUGAUGUCUGGAGGGCCUGGGUGGGUAGGCUUCGGAAUGCGAUAGAAGUGCGCGAAGUUAGCUCUGUUACACCGAGCCUGAGAGCCUGUGAAGCGAAGCUUCCUGACACAGGGAGAAUCCGGAUCUUAGAGGUUUUUCAGUAGAAGUCUUGGAGUACAUUUUCCUUGAUUAAGGGGAAAAAAUGACUACUCUUAAAAGUUUAGAAACCAAAGUCACCCUUAAUUCAACCCCAAUCCGAGGAGCAGGAGAUGGAAUGGAAACUGAAGAGCCACCUAAAUCUGUUGAAGUCGCCUCUGGGGGCCAAUCCAGAAAUUCGCAUCACAGCCUACAGAGUCCAUGGAAGAAAGCAGUUCCUUCAGAGAGCCCAGGAGUUCUUCAGCUAGGAAAAAUUCUCACUGAAAAAGCAGUGGAAGUCGAAGCUGUAAGAAUAUUAGUUCCCAAAGCUGCUAUAACUCAUGAUAUCCCCAACAAAAAUGCAAAGGUUAAGUCUCUGGGACAUCAGAAAGGAGAAUUCCUUGGUCAGUCAGAGGGAGUUACUGACCCUAAUAAGGAACUCUCAGAGGUAAAGAAUUUAUUAGAAAAGCUCAAGAACUCUGAACAAAGGUUACUGCAGGACAAAGAAGGUCUUUCAAACCAGCUCCGAGUACAGACAGAGGUAAAUCGUGAAUUAAAAAAGUUGCUGGUGGCUUCUGUUGGGGAUGAUCUUCAGUAUCACUUUGAACGUCUAGCCCGUGAAAAAAAUCAGCUUAUUUUAGAAAAUGAAGCCCUAGGUCGAAACACAGCUCAGCUUUCAGAACAGUUAGAACGUAUGUCAAUACAGUGUGAUGUAUGGCGAAGUAAAUUCCUCGCAAGCAGGGUAAUGGCAGAUGAGUUAACCAACUCAAGAGCAGCUUUACAACGUCAAAACCGUGAUGCACACAGUGCUAUACAGGAUCUCCUGAGUGAACGGGAACAGUUUCGUCAGGAAAUGAUAACUACCCAGAAAUUAUUGGAGGAGCUUUUAGUCUCCUUACAGUGGGGAAGAGAGCAAACUUACUCCCCUAGCGCACAACGCCACAGCACAGCAGAACUGGCAUUAACAAAUCACAGGUUGGCAAAAGCAGUACAUUCUCAUCUUCUGGGAAAUGUUGGUAUUAACAUUCAAAAAGAGAUUUCAUCAACAGUUGAAUUCUGCAGCACCCCAGCUGAGAAAAUGGCUGAGACGGUUCUACGCAUUUUGGAUCCAGUUACCUGUACAGAGAGCUCACCUGAUAAUCCAUUUUUUGAGUCUUCACCAGCUACUUUACUUGCUACAAAGAAAAAUAUUGGACGAUUUCAUCCCUAUACUAGAUAUGAAAAUAUAACUUUCAAUUGCUGCAAUCACUGCCAGGGAGAACUUAUUGCCCUUUAAUAUUCAGUAUGUUGGAGGAAUGCUACAGGUUACUUAAUAUAAAACUCUUAGAAAGAAACAUAGGGGAAAGCUUCAUGACAUUGGAUUUGGCAGUGAUUUCUUAGAUAUAACACCAGAAGUUCAGGCAGCAAAAGAAAAAAAUACAUACAUUGAAUUUCAUCAACAUUUAAAACUUGGGUACAUCAAAGGAAGCAGUGAAAAGGCAA
This is a messenger RNA of Carlito syrichta (Philippine tarsier), 1925 nucleotides long. It is a transcript of the gene BLZF1, whose product is annotated as basic leucine zipper nuclear factor 1. Gene Ontology annotation, cellular component: Golgi membrane. The transcript is spliced from 8 exons. The record is from RefSeq and is a predicted model, not a curated record. Gene Ontology annotation, biological process: Golgi to plasma membrane protein transport; Golgi organization. Bases 511 to 1719 code for a protein of 402 amino acids. NCBI's taxonomy places the organism in Eukaryota, Metazoa, Chordata, Mammalia, Primates, Tarsiidae.